Aedes albopictus (Asian tiger mosquito) is the source of this 1380-nucleotide messenger RNA. It is a transcript of the gene beg, whose product is annotated as probable malonyl-CoA-acyl carrier protein transacylase, mitochondrial. NCBI's taxonomy places the organism in Eukaryota, Metazoa, Arthropoda, Insecta, Diptera, Culicidae. The coding region runs from base 176 to 1372 and encodes 398 amino acids. The record is from RefSeq and is a predicted model, not a curated record. The transcript has 2 exons. Gene Ontology annotation, molecular function: transferase activity.
ACAGAUCUUAUGUUGUCGUAUCGAACAAUCAGCUGUGCCGCACGCGUGCUUUCCAGUUUUGUUGUUGAUUAUUUCAGCAGUCGCCAAGAAAUUUAAUUUAAUUUGUAAAUUAGUGACGAUUUAACUAUUAAAUCACUGACUCGUCAUACUUUCAAGCAAUAACAACACAACGACCAUGUUCUUCCGAACACUGGUUAGGAGAUUUCACCGGCCGGCCCUAUUACAGUGCAAACCCGAAAUCCCCAAAGGACCACCAUCAGCCGGUUCGGAAAAAGUGAAAGACCUCCUGGAUAAUGCCGCCACCUUCCAGGACAUCCGACCGCAAAGUGAAGAGGACGCCUGGGCCACCCUUCCCUACGUAGAUGGGACAUUCUUCGGGGGUCGCAAUCAGGCAAUGAAAUCAAACCGACCGAAAAUCGAUCCCCGCGAGACCACGAUCAUACUGUUCCCCGGCCAGGGGGCGCAAUACGUUGGAAUGGCUUCCAGGUUGCUGAAGUACCCCGGCGCGCGGGACAUAUUUGCCCUGGCUAACGAUGUGCUGGGGUACGAUUUGCUUAAACUGUGCGUCGAGGGCCCUAGGGAGAAGCUUGAUCAGACCAUGUACUGCCAACCGGCGGUGAUGGUUUCCUCUCUGGCAGCGCUCGAGCAGCUCAGAGAGGAACGACCGAACGCCAUCGAUAACUGUUUUGCCACGGCCGGAUUCAGUCUGGGUGAGAUCACAGCGUUGGUGUUUGCCGGAGCCAUUUCAUUCGAUAAGGCAGUCAAGCUGGUGCAGAUCCGAGCCGAAGCUAUGCAAUGGGCAAGCGAGCAGACCAAAAGUGGAAUGGCAACGGUACUGUUUUCUCCGGAUGCUCGACUCGGGGAAGCCUGUAAAGAUGCCGUGAACUGGUGCAUUCAACGAGGCAUGGAAAAUCCGGAAUGCCGAAUAGCUAAUUAUUUGUAUCCAAGUUGUAAGGUAAUCGCAGGUAACACCGAAGCGCUCAAAUUUCUCGAAGCCAACACGAAAAAGUACGGCAUUAAACGGAUAAAACGUUUACCGGUGAGCGGUGCGUUUCACACCGAACUCAUGGCAUCAGCAGUGGAACCAUUCUCAAAAGCACUCAAAAAGAUAAAAAUCGAAGACCCCAUCAUCAGUGUGCACUCGAAUGUGGACGGCAAACGGUAUCGAAACCCGGGGCACAUACUGAAUCAACUUCCAAAGCAGAUAGUGCGACCGGUCAAGUGGGAACAAACGUUGCAUAAUCUGUACGAACGGAAAACCGGCGAAUUCUUCCCCCGCACGUUCGAAUGUGGUCCAGGGAAAGGUUUGAAAGCUAUUCUCAAACAGGUCAAUGCCAAAGCAUGGGAUUCGUCUUUCAAUAUAGAAGCUUGAUAGGAAAA